Sander lucioperca (pikeperch) is the source of this 3946-nucleotide messenger RNA. RefSeq names its product SCY1-like, kinase-like 3 (gene scyl3). Gene Ontology annotation, biological process: protein phosphorylation. Gene Ontology annotation, molecular function: ATP binding; protein kinase activity. Lineage: Eukaryota; Metazoa; Chordata; Actinopteri; Perciformes; Percidae. The record is from RefSeq and is a predicted model, not a curated record. Bases 335 to 2680 code for a protein of 781 amino acids. The transcript is spliced from 14 exons.
CCGUCUUUUACCGGAAGAGUCCGUGUUUACAGCUAUGGUUUACAGCGCAGCUUUCGCUCCACGUUAGCAUCGUUGAUUCGUCAAGAAGUGAAUAUGAAUUUAUGUUGUUAUGCAGUUUGAUCAUUUUGUAAAAUUACAUAUUUAGUUUUACGCGGCGCCGCGUUUAACAUGGUUGUUUGGAGGCGGAAGGGCAACCGACACGCAUUGCAAUGACGAGCUGGCUAACGUAGCGCCGAGGUUAGUCAGCUAACGUUAGACAACUAACACUAGCUAACUUCUCAAACAGCGGCGGUACAUCAAGUACAGUGAAACAGGUCCAGGAACAAGCCCGGCCAUGGGUGCAGAGAGCAGCGCGUUGCGGAGCUUUACCCUGGAGGAGCCGCUUCUGACCCUGCCCUCCGGACUCACCAUGUACUCGGCGAAGCUCCAGGAUGGAAAACCUGCUUCCGUGUUUGUUCACAAGCGGGGCAAUGAGGAUAAAGUCAACAAAGCUGCCAAGCACCUGAAGACCUUGAGGCACCCAUGUCUGCUGCGUUUCCUGUCCUGCUCAGUGCAGGACGGCGACAUCCACUUGGUGACAGAGCGUGUACAGCCUCUGGAACUGCUGCUGGACAGCCUCUCCCCAGAGGAAAUCUGCGCAGGCAUCUAUGACCUCCUGCAGGCACUUGUGUUUCUGCACGAGAGGGGCAAGUCAAGCCACAACAACGUCUGCAUUUCAUCUGUAUUUGUCGGUGAAGAUGGUCAUUGGAAACUGGGAGGGAUGGAGACUGUCUGCAAGUUCUCUGAAGCAACGCCUGAGUUUCUUGCAAGCAUUCAGAACGUGAGAGAGGCCAGCUGCGUUCCAACAGAAGAGCAGGUUGAGGGCUUUAAAAUGCUUCCGGAUAAAAAUGCUCACUCCCGGGACUCUUUCUCUUUUGGAAUGAUGGUAGAGACCCUCAUCCCUCUCCUGAAUGGCUACGUGUCACAGGAGCUGUACGACAGUCUGCAGAAGACUCUGCAGACGGGCCUGCUGAACUCUGACCCCUUGUCUCGACCCCCACUCAGCUCCCUGCUGACUCAUGACUUUUUCAGGAACGACUUUUUGGAAGUGAGGAAUUUUCUGAAGAGCCUGACCAUGAAAACGGAAGAAGAAAAGAAUGAAUUCUUUAAGUUUCUUCUAGACCGGGUCCAGAGUCUCCCUGAAGAGCUGAUAGCUUCACGCCUUGUCCCCAAACUCCUCAACUCUCUUGUUUUUGCAGAACCCAUGGCUGUGAAAAGUUUCCUGCCUCAUCUUCUAAGGCCAAAGAAGGAUUCCAGUGGUGGCGGUAACGAUGAAGAAUGCCUGCUGUCUUUGUCCCUUUACCGUAAACACGUGAUUCCUCAGCUUCUCAAGCACUUCAAGAUCAACGAGGAACACAUACGGAUCGUGUUGUUAGCUCACAUCCACAUCUACGCUGAGUACUUCUCCCACGAUGAACUCAAAAACCAGAUCCUACCUCAGGUUUUGUUAGGAAUGAGAGACACCAAUGAUUCCCUGGUUGCCAUGACGCUGCAGAGUCUGGCGGUGUUGGUGCCCUUGUUGGGGGCUCAGGUGGUGGUUGGGGGAGAGAGGACCAAGGUCUUUAAACGCACCACACCCAACUUCACCAAGUCUACAGAGGUCACUCCUGAAACUUCACCUGUCCAUAUAGUUGGAGGCUCCCACCCUCAGAUGGCCCAGCCUUCAAAAGUCUUGAAUUUGUUCCCCAGACCGUCAGGGACUGAAGGCCUGGUUCUGGGUCACAUGGGUAGCUUAGGAGGUAGUAGGGUGACACCAAGAAGUUACUCUCUGCCACCAAAAUCAGAGGUCAGUAGACAGAUGUCUCUACCUUUGAAUGGCUUUCAUCAGGACAGUGAGAUGGAGCCACUGUCAUCCAGCCCAGAGCAGCCUGACAGACUUAAAGGUCCAGUGGAGGACUGGCCUGACUGGAGCGACCCUGAAGAGAGCGAGAGCAGAGAUGGACAGUCAGUCCAGAUCCACAUUCAGGCCUCAGAGAGAGAAGGUCCAGACAGCGGCCGACUGCCACUCUCACACCCGCACUUGGAAGACGAGCCGUGGGACAACUUUGAGGACACUGAACCUACCUCAGAUCUCUCCCCUACAGCUCCUUUAUCAGACCCAGUUAUACUCUCACCGCCCAGAGGUGACACUCCUACGCCUGUAAAGCAUGAUCCGGAAGCUCUGAGGCUGGGUGCCUCCAAACCCCUCAAAUUGACCUCAACACUGCGACAAUCCACACAGAGCAAGACCACUUCCUGCGAUGGCUGGGCUCAAGAAGAGAGAGACUCGCACAACCCAUUAAACCCCAAGCCCAAACCUACAGUGCCACAUAAGAAUGGUGGGAGAGGAGGUCUUGGGGAGGAGUUCACCAUCAAGGUGAGGAAAAAGGAAGCGCCGGACCCAGAGCUGGAUUUGUUUGCGGACAUGGUGCCGGACAUCAAACUGUCCUCUCCAGCUCUGCUGCCACUGGACGAGAGCAGUGUGAGCGAUGCUGGACUGUCUAGAGCCUCUUCAGAAAACACUAAAUCUCUGCAGGUUGACUCAUCCAUCGAUACUGUAACACUCACUGCCAAGUUUGCAGUUGCCAAUCUGACUGAGACUGAAACAGAUGGCUGGGGAGAUGGAGAUGACCUGAACUGGGAGGAAGAGAAUGUCUGGUGAUGUUUGAUCCGUCUGCUUCAUCUGGAGCAAAAAGACUUGACCACUGGAAAACUCAAAUCCUCAGUUCAGAGACAGUCAGCUGGAGGUUAACUGCAUGAUGCAGUAAGAUAAUGAUGGGCUGAGACUUUUUAUAACCUAUUCUGUUGGUUCCCGGACAUUAUCAGUCUGUUCAUUAAGAUGCUGGAAGGAUUGGAAGCUUAUAGGAUGGUGCUGGACUUGGACAAAUGAAGCCAUGUUUAAUUGUUUGCCAACUGAUACUAGUCACCUCUAUGAAUGAAAAUCCUAAUCAGAGGUGAAUGUCAUCUUGUUUUCUGCUUCUCAACUUUUUUUGUACGUGCCAACUUCACACCUGGCAUGAAAAUUAAGAUAUACUUUUUUUGGCAAGACAACUCAAAUUGUGUCAGGAUUGAUUUACAAAAGGCUUGCACUUUGAAUGAAUGUAUAAUAGAAAUUACGUAAUUUAUUAGCUUUUGGUUGCUGGUGAAGUAAAGAUUUUGCUGUAUCAAAUAUGACCCUGUUUUGUUUUAUAUUUGUUAGAUUUAUAUUCAUGAAGUAAUUGCAAUUGUUCCGGACUACUGACAGCUAGUCCUUAACUUGGACUUUUAUAAAACAAGCUGACAGAAAAAGCUUCUAUUCUAGCCAAUAUCGUUACUCAAUACAGGAAUUUCUUAAGGCAUACUUUUUAUAACUAAGUUAAUGCUAAAUAAAAACAAAAACAGUGAUUUGUAUUCAAACAAGUUUAAUAAACAAAUCAAUCAUCAAAUCAAAGUUUAAAAUUGAAGAGAUUUUUCAGCAGCAAAGGGUAUACAGACUUUCACAGGCCCAGACUGUGGUUAAUUAAGUUUUCUAUACAUGAAGUAAAUAGAUGUGGGGCUAGAGAAGGGCUAGGUUGUGUGUCUGGCUGUACUGAUGUGGGUUAUGAGGGUCUGGAGCUCCUGUAGUCUGGAUUCCAGCCACUGUGGCGGUGGUUCAGUAGUGUUGGCUUCAUCUUCGAUGAGAGCCUGAAGGGCUUUCAAAGCACUCUCAGCUGUCUGGAUGUAGCGGCUGUACUCCUCUGCACUGGUCUCCUGCCGAGCUCUCUUUGGGCAUGGCUGAGAGGGAGGAAGAAUUACAGGGAAAUUGUACAUCGACAUGAUUCAAUUUUACAUCAAACAAGGCAGAAAUCUGGCUUGUACAAAUGAAAUUUUGACUUGCUGAGCAGAAAAUGAUGUACUAUGUUAGUACUAUGUACUAAUAAGUACUUUGCUAAAUAAAUAUACUAUUUUA